Colletotrichum scovillei is the source of this 1746-nucleotide messenger RNA. RefSeq names its product carotenoid ester lipase. The record is from RefSeq and is a predicted model, not a curated record. The coding region runs from base 1 to 1746 and encodes 581 amino acids. The transcript is spliced from 4 exons. Lineage: Eukaryota; Fungi; Ascomycota; Sordariomycetes; Glomerellales; Glomerellaceae.
AUGUCGUCUAAGUGGCUUGGGCUCACGGCCCUCCUUGCGGCAUCCCACUCUGCCCUGGUUGUUGCGAAGCCCAUCACAUCCCGUGAAACCUUGAAGCCGAAGGUCGAGAUCAACUACGCCAAUGUAACGGGGCGUGUAAACGGGAACAUCCAGGAAUUCUUGGGCAUUCCCUUCGCGUCGGCCGGCCGCUUCGAGCACUCGCAGCUCUUCACCGAGCAGCUAGGUGACUUCGACGCCAGCGACUACGGCCCAAUCUGUCCGCAAAAGACAACGGCCUCGAUCCUGACCACUGACUCGAACAGCAGUCUGGUCUUUGGCGAGCUGGGCACCCAAAUCGGCCCCGUCGUAGGCGCCCUCGCCGAUACAGUCUUCAACCUCAUAGGCCGAACCCGCAGCGAGGACUGCCUCCUCAUCAACGUCCAGACCCCCGUUGGCACCACUAAGGGCGACAAGCUCCCCGUAGUGAUUUGGAUCCACGGCGGCGGCUACGAGGUCGGCAGCCCCUUCACCGACACCAGCGAGACAGACGUGAUCCGCGGCGAGCUGCUCAACUACAACGUCGGUGGCCUCGUCCGGACCUCUGUCGACCUGGGCCAGCCCAUCAUCGGCGCGGGACUUCUCAACCUCGGCCUCGAGGACCAACGGGUAGCGAUGCAGUGGGUGCAGGAGCACAUUGCUGACUUUGGCGGCGACCCUGACCAGGUCGUCAUCAUGGGCGAGUCGGCUGGUAGCUGGUCCGUCGUUGCGCAUCUCCUCUGGGACGAGGGCGAGGGCGCUACUGACUUGUUCCGCGGUGCGAUGGCCCUGUCUGGAGGCCCGGUCAUGGUUGAGAGUGCUGAGCGAGCCCAGCCUUUCUUUGAUCAUAUGGUCGAAAGGACUGGAUGUGCAGGUGCAUCGGAUAAAAUUGCUUGCCUGAAGGUUGCCGACUUUGACGAUAUCAUGGCCUCCGUCAACGAAGAGGGAAUGCUCCUCGGCCCUCGUUCCCUUGCUUCAACUUGGACCCUCCGUCCCGAUGGGAAGCACCUCAAGGACUCUCCCCACCGCCUCGCUGCAGCCGGCAAGAUGGCCUCGGUGCCUCUGAUCACCGGCGACAUGCGCGACGAGGGCACUCUCUUCUCCCUUCUUGCCCAGCUCGAGACUCUCUCGGACGAGGACUUUGCCAACUACUUCCAGACAAUCUGGUGGCCUAAAGCUUCUGAAGCCGACAUGGCCGGCCUCAUGAAGCUCUACCCCGCAGACAUCACCAAAGGCUCCCCCUUUGGCACAGGCAUCCUCAACGCCGUCACGCCCAACUUCAAGCGCCUGGCGGCCGUGGUGGGCGACUUCAGCUUCCAGGCUCAGCGACGCAAUCUUCUGGCACAUUACAACGUCUCGGAGCAGACUGUAUGGAACUACGUCACCGACGUGAGCAUCCCGUCGGCGGGCCUGCUGCCGGACCUCGGCGUGUUGACGCACCUGCCUGUGCUGGGAUCAUUCCAUGCGUUUGACGUGUGGUUCUACAUGUUUGCCGGUCUGCCGUAUGCGUUGAGCAAGAAUACCCAGGCUUACCAGGCCACCGCCAUCUCUUUCAUCCGCACGCUGGACCCCAACAAUCAUGGUCUGGACUUUGCCGAGUGGCCGAGAUACUCUGAAGAGGGCUUGGAGACGUACAACUUCAAGGAAAGCGGGCCUGAUGUGACCAGAGACGACUGGCGUGUUGAGGCUAUGCAGUACAUCAACGACCACCCUGACUCUUUCUUGCUUUAA